GCUGCACACUGGGAUUCAUCUACUGUAGGCAAAUACAGAACAGAGAGGCACCUGUGUGUGUGUGACAGUGUGUGAGUGUGUUUGUGUGUGAGCUCAACAGCAUCAUGGAUACAGAAUACUCAAAGAGAGUGUACCAAGGCGUUCGAGUCAAGCACACAGUCAAGGACCUGCUGGCGGAGAAGCGAUCCCGACAAACACCCGGGCCCAGAUACAACGGAGGAUCACCCUCUCCGCCGUCUUUCGUCCAGAUGCCAGGGUCUCACAUGCUGCCCAGUUAUUACGGCAUGAGGCGCUCCUUCAUCUCGGACUCAGACUUCUGCCCGUCCACUAAGCAGUUCUCCCCUGAUGUGUACUCCCCCUCGCUGGGGGGUAAGCCCCUGGGCUGCGAGCCCUCCUCCAUGAGCAGCUACUCCUCCUUCAUCGACAGCUACUACCCGGAGACCUUCGGGGAUUACCGCAGCGCCGCCGCCUUCUCCAGCUCCGGAGGCUCCUUCCUGCCCUCCUCCGCCCUCUCAUCCCUGCUGCCGCCCUUCACUGGAGAGUCCUCACACUUAUUUCUGAGGGACUCAUGGGAGCAGUCUGUUCCUGAGCCGGUCUCCCAGGUGGAGGCUCUGUGUCCGGACAGCCUGGCCUCCGUCAGCGUGCCGCCCUCCAUGCCCAGCCCGGACCCCCCGGGGAGCCCGUCCCAGUACCGCUCCCCCAGCCGAGGCUCCUCCAUGGGCCAAGUCUCCAGCAGCCAGCCCUACACCUUGCACUCCCUGGAGGAAGCCCACUACCACCCCCUGACCACCAGCAGCACCUACACGGUCCCCAACAGCUCCUUCCCCUGCCCCUCCUACAUGGGCGUCCCCAUCAGCGACCUGGUGUCAAAGAUGGUGACGGACGAGGCCUCAGCCUCCCCCCCCAACGGAGAGGCGCAGUCCUCCUGGGCCAAAGAGGAUGGAGUGAGCUCCUGGUCGCCAUACGAGAUCAGGAGGGCCUACUGACCGCAGGAGGGUCUCCAUCUCUAACAAGAUGGAGGUCUCACAGACUAUUGAACACUGAACAAGCACUUGACAGAACAGAGAAGACUCAAGCAUCUGUAAAAGUGUGAUUUGAAGACAAUUCCCGCCAUGUACAA
Molecule: messenger RNA, 1120 nt
Organism: Gymnodraco acuticeps
Lineage: Eukaryota; Metazoa; Chordata; Actinopteri; Perciformes; Bathydraconidae
Molecular function (GO): POU domain binding; DNA binding
Source: RefSeq, a predicted model, not a curated record